ACUGAAGUGUCGAGCGAGGGGGGAGCGCGGAGAGAUGGGGCGAGGCGCGCAAGAAGCUGUUAGUAUGCGCUGCGGUGCCUUACUGCAGCCCACGCGUCUCAACUAUGGUGAAUUAUGGUGAAAUAUGAGAGACAUGGGAAGAUCCGGCUGCUCCGAAACAGUUGGUCGUUAUGAGAUGACAGCAGCUGGAGAGAUCAGUCAAAUAAGGGCAGGAAGAGAGGUAUAAAGGAAUUGACUCACGACCUCACGGCACCUUGUUUGAGGAGACAAACUGGAUAAACGUAUGUGCCAGCGCACCGGCAGAACCAGGGUGAAUUCCGUGCAUGCCAUACUCUGAAAUACUGCUGUAGAUGGAGAGUUAAUGCUAUGCUGCUUUGUUUAGUGCAUGGAAUCUAUUGUGGCUGACUGUCCAUGAUCCACACAGGAGAAAGGCUGCAAAUGGCUUGAGCAUGUCUGGCACCUGCCACUCCAAACUAACUCAAUCGCGCUUGCCAAUCAACAACAACACUGCAAUGUAGUGUCUGAAUAACCCGAUGCAUGAACUUGGCUGCUGUGUCUCAAAUGAACGCAUAAAAAAAAGUAGUUUUUGCCUUUAAAACGCCAUCAAAGGACUGCGUUACUCCAUGGAAUGGGUUGUGAACAUAAGCCUCCAUUUAUUACUACUGCACAUCAUUGGUGUGUUCAUAUGGAUAUUCCCUAUCAGAAAAAAGACAGUGGCAUUAUCUCGGAGAUAAAUAAGAAAUGCAGUUUUUAGCCAGCUGAAAUACUGUGAUGCAAAAUCCUGAAUGCCAUCACGUUUGAGGCUCGAACAGGUGAUUUCGCUUUACAUGACAUCCACCAGAGCAUGUGUGCUUCCCUGCAGAAACACUGACAGCAACGCCUCCCCUCCACAACAAGUCUCUGCAGAUAUAAGGAUCACCUUUGCUGUGGUUGCAGGCUGCGGCGUAUUGUUCUGACCGGGGGCGUCAUGUUUGUGCUGCUGCAGGCACUUCUAAGAUUUGCUUUUCUUCCAUCUCAACACCAUCGCCCCCUCCGCACGCCUCAACCUGUAGCCUAGCUGCAUCUCAGCAUGUGUCUGCCGGUCACUCAGAUGAGGGAGGUAACUCCUGCAUCCUCACGCCUUGUCCCCUUCUCACACUCCCACCGCUGCGUUGCUGCAGAACCGGAAUUUGGGCUGCUAUAUGGCUGACAGGAAGGAGCUGCUUUCGCUGUGAAAGCUGUCUUUUGACCUGACACUUCUACUGGGGUUUGUGGACAAGCCUUACAGGUGUCAGAGCAAAAAAAGGUGAGAUUAUUGGAUCUUUAUUCCCAAACUGUUGUCUUGUUGCAUCUUUAUUAAAACUGUAAGCCAGUAACAGGUCUAUACCACCUCAUGCAUAAAGCAUUUUCUCUAAAGUUUGACAGUAGUUUACUCUUAAAUAGCACUAAUUUAGAGAGAUGCCAACCAGUUGCUUUGAAAAACAUUACUGUUAACUGAUCAACUGUUCAUGAGAUCAAUGACAUGGUGAUGAUUUUCUUGGCUAAGGGAGGGAGCGUAAGGAGAAAUUCCUCUUAGGGACUGGACGGAGCACUCAGCAUAUAAUCAGAUUCUUUGGUUGUAAUUGAACCCCGUGAGAGCUGAUACAGUAUUACUGGCCAGCAUAUUGAUCCUGCCGCAUGCUCAUAUGAGAGAGAACUCAUAACCUAAUACACACAGACACAAUGGAGCCAAUUCGCCCAAAUGGUUCACCCCCCCCACCCACCUACCCUUCCAUGCUUGUUAUUUUCAACCUGCCCUUGCCUGUUUGCAGAAAGGGCUUGAAAUAACACAUGCAGUUUUUCUGGGAAGAUGUCAAAUGUAACAAAUAUUAUUUCUCUGAAACACGGCUGUGAAGUCCAGAACAUAUCAGCUCUAAACCUCAAUCUAGAUUUUAAAAUCUGUUUAAACUUCUUUGCAUAUCAUAUCUGUUGUUUUCUCUUGUGUCCCCCAGCUCAUCACAGGCAGAUCUGCCCGCACCAGAAUCCAAGAGUGCCUGAAGGCUUUCUCUGCUUGUGGCCCGACGGGGCCCCACCCUAUCUGAACCCUGCAGGUCCCAUCUCCCUCCAGCAUGACGGUUGCUACCAGUGACACUGUGGAUGACGCAGCAGUGCAACCGGGUCAGCCUCAUGACCAGUAUGAUCCAGAGCCAGAUCAUGAAUGCUGUGAGAGGGUCGUCAUUAACAUCUCAGGCUUGCGCUUUGAGACGCAGCUCAAAACUCUCUCUCAGUUUCCAGAGACGCUGCUCGGGGAUCCAAAGAAAAGGAUGAGGUAUUUUGAUCCUCUCCGGAAUGAGUACUUCUUUGACCGGAACCGACCCAGUUUUGAUGCUAUUCUGUACUACUACCAGUCAGGAGGGAGGCUGCGUCGGCCCGUUAAUGUGACGCUGGACAUUUUUUCUGAGGAGAUUCGAUUUUAUGAAUUGGGUGAGGAGGCUAUGGAAAUCUUCAGGGAGGAUGAAGGUUUUAUAAAAGAGGAGGAGCGGCCCCUGCCAGAGAACGAGUUUCAGAGACAGGUUUGGCUGCUGUUUGAGUAUCCAGAGAGCUCAGGUCCUGCUCGCAUUAUUGCCAUCAUCUCCGUCAUGGUGAUUCUUAUCUCUAUAGUCAGCUUUUGUCUAGAAACGCUGCCAAUUUUCCGAAAUGAAGAAGAGGAGAUGUAUAAUUAUCCGUUUCAGUCCAUGUCUAAUGCCACUUCAACCGAUGUUGGCUCGACUUAUUUCACAGAUCCUUUCUUCAUCGUCGAGACGCUCUGCAUUAUCUGGUUCUCUUUUGAGUUCCUAGUGCGGUUUUUCGCCUGCCCAAGCAAAGCUGGCUUUUUUGGGAACAUCAUGAACAUCAUUGAUAUUGUGGCGAUUAUCCCUUAUUUCAUCACCCUGGGCACAGAGCUGGCAGAGAGGCCUGAAGACCGAGAGGCGGGACAACAGGCUAUGUCUCUGGCAAUUCUUCGUGUCAUCCGUCUGGUGAGAGUGUUUCGUAUCUUCAAACUCUCACGACACUCUAAGGGGCUGCAGAUCUUGGGACAAACUCUCAAAGCCAGUAUGCGUGAGCUGGGCCUCCUCAUCUUCUUCUUGUUCAUUGGUGUGAUUCUCUUCUCAAGUGCUGUCUACUUUGCAGAAGCAGAUGAGCCACAAUCCCAGUUCAGCAGCAUCCCUGAAGCUUUCUGGUGGGCUGUGGUUUCGAUGACUACCGUGGGCUAUGGGGACAUGGUCCCAACAACCAUCGGUGGGAAGAUUGUGGGGUCUCUCUGCGCCAUCGCUGGUGUGCUGACUAUUGCCCUGCCUGUUCCUGUCAUUGUCUCCAAUUUUAACUACUUCUACCACAGAGAGACGGAGGGUGAAGAGCAGGCGCAGUAUCUGAAUAUCCCAAGUGUGCCUAAAGCCAGCUCAGCUGACGAUCUGAAGAAGAGCGGUCGAAGUGGAAGUGGAUCCACUCUCAGCAAAUCAGACUAUGUGGAGAUCCAGGAGGCAGUAAACCACAGCACUGAGGACUUCAGACCAGAGGCCAUGAAAACAGGAAACUGCACCCUGGCCAACACUAACUAUGUAAACAUCACCAAGAUGCGUACAGAUGUAUAACAUGAUCAUGAACGCUGCUGUAGAUGGUGUACUUGAGUGGGGUCUACACUGACUGUAACAGACGGAUGAAGGUAUGACUCCUUGUAUUAACCAGCCUAUGCCACCCUAUUUAGGAGUCGAGAGCAGAAGGGUAAGGUUAACUUUGUGAAAAUAUUGACAUAGAGGACUUCAUGUUCUCUGACAUUCCAUAAGUCCGCCACUCGUCUUAUCUAGGACACUGUUAGUGUCUGCAUGGAGAUAGUCUUACCAGUGUGCCAGUAGUCGUCCUGUUCGCAACAGUAGCCAAGUAGUAGCCUAACAAUAAGAAUAUCAAUAGUGUAAGGAAACACUUGCUCAGACUGCUGCGGGGCAAAGAUGCACGAAAAACUAAUACUUAGUUUAACUUUUUUUCUUUAAAUGUAAGGAAACAUAUUAACUUGUGAUCAAUAGCAGACCAUACUAUCAGCAUUCCUAAGAAACUGCAAUCUGCUGCUCUAACUGCCAAGGUCCUGAAUCAGAGAGAAACCAAAUCACUGAUACCACAGCUGUCCUGUCAGGGGGAAAACUGACUUACUGACAGAAAAGUAGAGAGCAAUACUGAAAUAAGAUGAUUUUGGCAAAAGGGUUAUUUGUCAGAGAAAAAGCCAGAGGGCAGGAGAGCUCCCUUGGUCCAAACUAGACAUUAGUCUCGUGUUAGCUCUGUGGAGACCAACAGAUAAAUGGCAGUGCUGUGCCGCAACUCCGGACUACAACAGCACACUUGUUUUUUUUCUGCCAUUUUUCCUUGAUGACAUCUGAGUGGAUUUAUAACAUUUGCACUCCCAGUAUGUCUCUGCCUAAUGGUGUUACCAGCCUAUGCUACAAGAAAUGUUCCUCUCAACAGAGCGAAUGUCUGCUUUUAUAUAAUGCUGUGUGUGUUUCUUUGAGUUAAACUUUUGUAUUGUUUCAGUAAUAUAAUGGUGCAGUUCUCAACUACGUUUUCCUCUUGUUAAGACAGUGAUUAUUUCUCUGUAGUGAUCUUAGUGAGUGCCUGCUUCGUUAGUCUCUGAACUACACCUUCAAGUGUCUCUUCUUCAGUCAUCGCCCAGGUCCACUGUUGCAGUACUUAAGCGGGAAAUGAUGCUGUUCUCGACUUCGUAUCAUUCCAUGUUUUUAGAAAUAGAAACAGCGAGAGCAAAGAGUGCGACUCCAGUUUGUUGUUUUGGUCUGACACAAAAUUAGAAAUGGUUAAAGGCAGCAAAGGUAACUAGUUUUAGAUAUUAAUUAUGACAAGGUUUCAGAACUCAUCAUCUUUAAUCUCUUAAUCUUAAGACUCAAAGCUCUGUGAUUUAUUCAAAGAGCUUAAAAGAAAAAAAACAACUGGACCGCCAGAGCCAUUUUAGACAGGCUACAACCAGGGGUACGACCAAACUUAUUGACUGAGAUGGCCCAACACAUGAAUAAAUGGCACUUAUUUAUCUUUACUGCUACAUAAAUCUAACAAGUAUAAUUAUUUUAGGACUCAGAAAAAAGAUGUUUGUCCUAUGUCACAAUAUGAACUACUUGAAAAACUCCUAUGGUCAAAAAUACUCUUAUCAGACACAUUUUGGCAACACUGCCUAAUAUUGUAUUUUCAACUGUCAGCAGAAGUUUGACAGGCUUAUUCCUCUUCCUCAUAGCUGUUUUAUAAGACAGAUAUGUGAACAUUUUUUCUACAGUUUAAAAUGGCAACAAAAGCAAAUGUAAACGCAAAGACAACCAAAGGCUGUGUCCUAAAUGGAUCCCUAACCCCUAUAUAGGCAACUAUGUGGGGGUUAGCGCCAUUUUCAGGGGUGAUCGAAACCUGAGUGGUCAAUUCCAAUGCCCCAUAUAGGUGACUCAAAAUUUCCCAUAGAGCAUUGCAAAAUGUAGUUACCAUCCAAUGGUCACUCACCGGUGGUGGGCAUCCCGUCAUGCAUUGCGUCUCCAGCGGUAAUUCAAAGAUGCCUCAUGACGAGAGCAAGAAGAGACAUAACCCGAGCUCUAUUUAGUGAUCCGUACAGUUUAGUGAUUUAGUGAUCCGUACAGUUUUUAAAAACAAUUGUUUGCUGCGUCAUAAAGUCUCAUGCACAAACAAUAUUCGACAUGAAAAUAAGGCCAGACGUGGCAGUCUGAGCCGUGACGUCACAACGGUGUGCCAUGUAGUGUCCAAAACCUCUGGUGAUUGAGCUCACUACAUAGUCAGCUAUAUAGUGAAACCCAGUAUGGGGGUUAGGGGUUAGGGAUUGAGUGAUUCAUUUCGGACAACAAACAGCAUGUUGCAAGAUAGUCUAUAUAGUUGAUCUUGACUUUAGGCCCCGCCCUUGACAAAGCAAAUAGCCAAUCACGGGUCAGGAUUUUGGAGUGGCACUUAGAGGUGGCCAAGAGAGGCCCAUGCCACUCCACUAUACUAUUCACACCCUCGUGUAUAACCAGAAAGUCAGUAACAAUACCAGUUAAAUGCAAUGCUCUUAAUCAUCAAAAUAAUGAAUCCCUUCAGCUUGUGAAAGCUUCCCUGAACACUAGGUCAAAAUUACUCAACUUUGCCUGCCUCUUAAAUUUACUGCUUUUUAUUGUACCACAGAAAGUGUUUUAUUUUAAUGAUCAGGCCAGGAGGGUAAAUAUGCAGCUGCUUGAUACACUUUUACCUGUUUUGUAAAGGAUAUUACUUUAACCUCUGUAUUUAUUUCUAAUCUUCUGGUACUUACGGAGUUCAAAAGUCAUUCCAUUGGCUCAUAUUAUCAACAAAAUGUUGGACCACGGCUAAGUGUCCUUCAUAAGCAUUUUAUCCAAUAGAUGCUUUUCUGCCAUCCUAGUGCUGCAUGUCCUUUGAGUAUUCAUUGUAGCAUGAAAAGGUAUGAGUAAUACUUAAGGUGCAAGUUGACAUAAAUAUACUUAACUAUAUCUCUAGAGGUACUAACACUAUGUGCAAUAUACUGUACAAAAUACAAGUAUCUUAUUUUAGAAGUAUGUAUCAAGCUUUGCAAAUACAUCAUUUUUGCCAUUGCUAUCUGAAAUAUUGUUGAAUCAUGAUCCAUAUGAGAUAUUUACCCAGGGGGGUUGUGUUUCUUGGAAAAGAUUACAGUUAAUUGCUGAUGUUAGGAGGAUUGGGAAAAGAGCUGCAGAAAUGAGAGGAGAGGUGACUCCAGAUACAAAAACCUGUGAUCCACAGCUUGGAUUUUCAGUAAUAUCCCACUGCCUUCAGAUUUGAAUCUUCAGAGUCAGUUACAAUCACAACCCAGCGACUGUGUCUCACAGUGAAAGCACAACAAUAUCUGCUGCCAGUCCAGUUGAUACGCAGGGAUUCAAACAGACUGACUUUUUGCUCAGUCAAGUGUAUCAUAAAGCUCAGAGGGACUGUCUGAGUGCCCUUAUCUCUGAUGUAAAGGUCCAUCACAUUUUCUGUACUGUCAUCAGUGGACAUUGACUGUACAGUAUGUGUAUGAGUAAGAGAGAGGGUAGAAGCAGAGCUUUCUUACACAAACAAGCUGAGAAACCAUGAAUGCAGGCUGAAACGGUGCCUCUCUUGACUUCAGGCGAGAACAUCGAUGCUGCUCAAUAUUUUCUAUUUCAUGUUGACCACUUUUACAGCCUGAGAAUAUUUGAACACGUGCAUUCAGUAUAUUAAACUGGGGAUAUUAAAGGGACUUCGCAAGAUAAGCUGCAGUAACUGCCAGGGAUAGAUACCAGGAACUGAAAAAAAAAAAAAAAAAGGUUGGAAGAAAAAUACAGUAUAUCGAUGAAAAUAAACACUGCCCACACCCUCCUUUGCUCUGUACUCUGAUGUAUACUUGUACUUUUCUGAACUGCUCUCUUAUACUGGAACACCUCUGUGACUUUAUGUGUCUUGAAAGCUUCUUCUUUACUGCCAUUUUUUCCACUCUUGUUACCAAGCACAUUAUUGAAGCGACACUCUGUCAGGACAAAGACCCUCUCCUGUAAAAAACAAACAAACAAAAAAAAAACAUCCAACAACAGGACAGUACAUCAGGACAAUGUGAACCAAGGAAAACACACAUUUGCUGUACUAAAUGCCACAGACAAGAGGAUAUUCAACAAAUACCGGACACUGGUGCACAUAGCCGAUGCGCACACACACUGCCCAAACUUACACCUUUGCGGCCACGUCUGCUGUCAGGGCAGAAAAGACUUUUUCUUUUUUUUCACAAACAUCACAACCACAGAGUGAAGAGACUUACUGCUGCUGCGGGUGGUGAAAAUACGUAGCCAUUUAAAAAUGUAUUUAGGAGUUACAACUGCUUUCAAUGAUGUCUUAAAAGCUUCUGCCAUGUACAGAUUCCUUCGCAGCGAGGAGUCUAAUGUGUAUGCUUGCUGAAUUAAUCAAAGAAACUAGAGGUGUAUUGUCUUUGAAUGAUGUCUUGGGUUUAAUAUGCUCCUUGGACUAAAAAAGUGUAUAGAAUAUUAUCAGAGAGGAAAUAUGAUUUCUAUGAGAACUUAAACUUAAUUGUGUCAUUAGACACUGUAUGUAUAAACCAAACUGCUGGUUGUUGUUGUUGUUUUUUUUCACUCUGUUUUUCUAUAUGAAUGUUAUGUUUGGUUCAGCGUUGAGCCAAUCACAAUGCAGGAGCUGAGGUUUGAAUGAAAUACACAUGCAGGCCUUGGUCGAUAGAUUCUGUCUACUCACUCAUUUACCUCUAAACUUACUUCUUCUGCUAUUUUUCAGUCUCAGAUGUGCAUAUAAUACUCCGCUUCUUUCCUGUCCUGUUCUGUCUACUUAUGAUAGUCAGCUGUCUGUAUGAAGACUUUGUUUUUCUACCGUGCAAAGGAAAAAGCGAAGUGAGCGGAUCGUCUAUUGUUACACACAAAAGGAAAUAUGGAUCCUAACACUUGCCACACCCCUUCUGAGGACCAAUGUACAAACAGAUUAUAUCUAUGGAGAGAUAUGUUAAUUAUAAAACUGUAAAUUAUAAUGCUAUUAUGAACAGUAAUCUUGAUAAUAAUGUCAAUAAUAACAUGUUCAUGAUAACCUCAGGCUUCUGUUGUGCUUUUUUUCAUGUGAUUUGAAAUGUUUUGUGAAUAUAAGACCAAUAGGACAGGAGUGGAUGUUAUUUUAACAUUAGAUCAGGGUACAUUUGUGUCACAUCUAAAGGC
Messenger RNA from Xyrichtys novacula (pearly razorfish), 8678 nucleotides. NCBI's taxonomy places the organism in Eukaryota, Metazoa, Chordata, Actinopteri, Labriformes, Labridae. The record is from the annotation of a GenBank genome assembly.